AUGGCCGACGUAACGAACAACACGAAUAGAUAUGGCCUCAAGCUGCUAGAGAUCAAUGGAAUCACUGCCUUGGACUCUAUCUUCCCUGUGGCUUUCUGUUUAAUCCCUUCCGAAGCCACGAACGCAUUUACCUGGUGUUUUAUACAGCUUCGCGAGUGGUUACAGUCAAAGGCAAGGCUAAGAGGCGAGGCUGACGGCAAUGCCUUUAUCCCACACAUUAUCAUCACUGACUAUGACGCUGCUGCGCGCGCUGCAUUGACGGCUACCUUCCCGGACUCGCAGCUACAGGUCUGUACGUGGCAUAUCAUGAAGAACAUCACUACAAAUGCGAAGAAGCGCUGGCUUGGCGACUAUGACGAUGACGACCCAUUUGACCCGCCGCAAGAGCCCCAAGGCGAUGAAGACCCCGGCGCUCUGCUGCUGCCGGAGCCACUGCCGGAAAAAGAGGCCCUUGUGCCUUCACAACAGCUUUCCGCGCCUUCUCAGACCAGCACAUUAUUCUUAGACGAAUUCGCGAUCCUCGAGUCAUUGCCCGGCGCCGCAGACCAGCCAGAGCCAUUAUCCAUAGCCUUUGCACCUGUGGCCACGACUGCAGCCGUUGCAACAGCCGCUGUAACUACACCUGUGGCCUCGUCAGCAGCAGCAGCAGCAGCUACCCCACCAGCUUCGCAACAGCCACAGCCUCGCGGGCAACAGCAACAGCGGCAGCCAGUCUUGCAGACAGUGCUUUCGCGGCUUGAGGCUAUUGGCAACUACCUUGGCAUUGGGCCGGCUAUAGCUUCGUGGCCGGUGUCAACACCACAAGCAACGUCAACGCCACAAGCCGACAUCGUGAUCCGUCAAAAGCCUACACAGCCGACCUCAUACCAGCAGCCGCAGACUUUCCGGCGCUCAGAGUCUGCCACCCAACUUAUGCGGCGGCUACCCUCCGCCUUCGAAUAUCACGAGCCGCCGCGGCCGCCGCCUCAAGGAGGGUCUCAACGGGGGCAUCGCGAGCGCCCUCGUCUCUUUACCCUUGGGUCCUCGACCCCUCUUUCCAGCACCCUUGCAUCAGUGGAAGGAGGAUUCAUGCCGCUCCCGGCCAGACUUGCAAAUAGAUAA
Molecule: messenger RNA, 1101 nt
Organism: Hirsutella rhossiliensis
Lineage: Eukaryota; Fungi; Ascomycota; Sordariomycetes; Hypocreales; Ophiocordycipitaceae
Product: MULE transposase domain-containing protein
Exons: 3
Coding region: 1-1101 (366 amino acids)
Source: RefSeq, a predicted model, not a curated record